Messenger RNA from Pogonomyrmex barbatus (red harvester ant), 2946 nucleotides. It is a transcript of the gene RN-tre, whose product is annotated as USP6 N-terminal like RN-tre. NCBI's taxonomy places the organism in Eukaryota, Metazoa, Arthropoda, Insecta, Hymenoptera, Formicidae. Gene Ontology annotation, molecular function: GTPase activator activity; small GTPase binding. The record is from RefSeq and is a predicted model, not a curated record. Gene Ontology annotation, biological process: regulation of GTPase activity.
CAAGGAGAAUAGGGGGGAUCGCUGAUAUCUUCCUCGAGGAAGAGCAGAGCCGAGCGGCUAAAGAAUUGAAAUGUUGUGUCGUGUACUUUGUCUGUACUAGUUAGUAAAAAUAGAAAGAUUUAUUUCGCGCCUGCUCGACUUCUUAGACGAGCAUCAAAUUUAACCAUAACGGAUUUUCUAGUCAACCGAGCCGCCAAUGUGACGGUUUAAUGACGAAAUCUGUUACGUUGAAGGUGGCACAGACGCUGACAAGAUACUUAUGAGAUAUAUAUGAAGCUGUUUAGCUGGAUGCUGAUAGGAGGAUUUAUUAACGUAACGGCAUGCUUGUAAGAAUCUGGUUGCGCAUUGUUACAUGGGAUGAAUGAGGAAGAAUUAUUGAAACGAUCUGCCGCAGAGCGCGAUAGGAUUUUCAGUUGCUAUGAUCGUGGACGGGAGGGUGCUGAGAUUGAUCCCUGGGAGGAUCCUGGCUAUGAGGUCUAUCAUACUACAGAUAGAUAUGGAUUCAUACACGAUAAAAGAUUACCACAGAAGCCGGAUCCAUACGAGAUCAAAUUGCAUCAUGUGGAGAUGGAGAGGCUGAAAAAAUGGGAGAAAAUGACAAAGCAAUGGGACAGUGCCUCAACCAAGGAGAAAUUGCGUCGUAGAAUAUACAAAGGAAUUCCUAACAGAUUUCGUGGUCAAGUAUGGGCCCUACUUCUAGGUGUAAAAAAUUUGAAAAAGGAGCAAGCCGGCAAAUAUGAAGAGAUGCUGCAACUAGCCCGUCAAUGGUCUACCGAAAUACGGCAGAUUGAUGCCGAUGUCGCCAGACAAUACAGAGAUCAUAUUAACUAUAGAGAGAGAUAUAGUAUAAAACAAAAGUCCAUGUUUUACGUAUUGGCUGCCUACAGUAUGUAUAACAUGGAAGUAGGAUAUUGUCAAGGAAUGUCUGUAUUAGCUGGCCUGUUGUUACUUUACAUGGAUGAGGAAGAUGCAUUUUGGGGCCUUUCUGUGUUACUUGCCGAUCAAAAAUACAGCAUGCAUGGCUUUUAUGUAGAUGGGUUUCCAAAGUUAAAUCGCUUUAUAGAACACCAUGACAAGAUAAUGAACAAAUUUUUGCCGAAACUGAAACGGAAGAUGGACAAAUGUGGCUGCGAUUCCAUACUCUAUGCAUUGAAGUGGUUUUUUGUUAUCUUUCAAGAGAGAGUAGGUUUUCUUUUUAAAUCUGAUAAAACUGUCUUCUCUGUUGGAAGGCGAAGCGAGGAAUUUAGCGAAGCUCAACAUGUAAUGCGAGAAUCCGUGGCACAACGUAGGGACAUGGCACUGAUCGACGACGACAGGGAGAGUACUACGCCUGUCGAACCGACCAGUGGCCUUGGCGGAAGUAAAUUUUCUUUCGAUCCAAGUCUCGAUGAAGGUGCGUCUCCUAACGGCUCUCGCCGGUCAUUGGCUGAAACAUCGGUGACAUCGACAGCUGACCUGUCGGUGUUCAGCUCGGCAACGCGUUCUCAGGCUCUGGACAACAGCCUAGACACUCAAAGCAAUAUUUCAAACGCGAGCUCAGGCAGCGGCGGAUUGCCGACGCCGCGGGCGACGCCGCAUCAACCUAGCCCGGACGUGGUGCGAAUUUAUGUACCAUACACGUCGCCCAUGUCAGCGGUGGCUUCCUACAAGGACGAUCUACCGCGCACACUGCCGCGCUCUCUGGACACUAACAAGAUCCGUAUUCGUGUCGAUCCGGAUCAGACGCCCAUCGUUGAGAACCUAAAGCCGUUCACGCUGGAAAGCCCAGAAGUGGAAUUGGACUUGAAAUAAAGUGAGUUGAUCGGAGCUGAUCAGUGUGGAUAUGAAGUUGCGAAUGACUGUAAUGUGCAUACGAUAGUUUGAGCGUUCUAGAAGUCGCACUAAAAGGGCAAUAUACAUGAUAUUAGAUAUCUAUUCUAAAAUAUUUAUUCUUUUUUCUUUUUUGAUUAAAUAUUCAAUGUCAGUAUUAUCAAGUAUAAUGAGUAUUUUUAAUAUUCUGAUUCAAGCAUUUAAUAUACCUUCGUUUGCCUCUCUUGAAAGUAAAAUAGCUGAUCUAAGUCUCUUAUGCCAAAUAUAUGUCGAAGAUUUAAUAUUAAAAAUGAGAUAUCUGCUAAAUCUUUGAGUAUGACUCUCAUUUUUAAGAACAAUGCGCGACUUCUGGUAUAUAUCUGGCAUAUUUUGUAUAUCCUGCAACAAAUCGCGCGUAUGUGACAGAAAAAAUAAUGACAAAUACGAAAGUUGACGUGUUAAAUCUCGAGAAAUCUCUCUUUAUAGAAAGCGUCAAUUGAUGAAUUAAGAUUUAGAAAUGAGAGAAAAAUUAACACAAAAUGUACUGUUUCUAGAACGUAAUCUUAAAUAUACUUGUGAACUACGAUAUAAUCUUUGAUAUCCGUUCUUAUAAAUUUCAAUUUAAAAGAAAAAUUGUAAGAAUCAAUUGUAUUUCAAUUUUAGAGAAUCUAUAGAAAGAUCAAUAAUUAAUUACAUUCCAACUUAUGAAAGGAUUGGAAAUCCUAACUUUCAAAAAGAUUAAAGAUCUAAGUGUUUCAAUUUAAAAAAAUGUUAAGCAAAACAGAAUUUAUAACGCUUCAAUUUACAAAGAUUAAAAGAAACGAAAGAUUGUCGUUGCAUUUUGGCUUAAUUUACGUUUCAUAAAUAUUAUAUUGCAUAACAUGUCUUUAUGUAGACACAGUAAACGGAGUAUGGUAUCGUUGAACCGAUGUCAACAAAUGAUAUAGAAGAACAAGAAGAGUACGGAUAUUUUCUUUGUCUCUUCUUGUAUAUGCAAGACAAUAAUUUUAGAUGAAAUUUUGUAAGCAAAACAAUAGGAUAUAAUAUGUAUCCUAUUAUAUACUUAUUUCCUUAACUGGUCAAUUAAGCAAAAAUAAUUAAAUGUGCAAUAAGAAAAUCUUUGUAGCUUCGUAAAUGUCUAAUUAUAUACUUUUUUUU